Molecule: messenger RNA, 1767 nt
Organism: Glossina fuscipes
Lineage: Eukaryota; Metazoa; Arthropoda; Insecta; Diptera; Glossinidae
Product: NADP-dependent malic enzyme-like
Exons: 1
Coding region: 1-1767 (588 amino acids)
Biological process (GO): pyruvate metabolic process; malate metabolic process
Cellular component (GO): mitochondrion
Molecular function (GO): NAD binding; malate dehydrogenase (decarboxylating) (NADP+) activity; malate dehydrogenase (decarboxylating) (NAD+) activity
Source: RefSeq, a predicted model, not a curated record
AUGUAUAAAAAACAACCACCCGAACUCAAUUUUACUAGCGGUAGACGUUUCGUGCCGUCGAGCACAAGUGGUAUGAUGCGUUUAAACAGCAAGCAUUAUAAUAAAGCCCUAGCUUUCACAAUUAAAGAGCGACAAUUAUUGGGCAUACACGGUCUCUUACCACCUCUGGUACGUACAGUUGAAGAGCAAGUACGCAUCUAUUAUACGCAAUUGCUUACCCUGAAGGAAGAUUUGGCGAAAUAUUUGUUUUUGCUUAAUCUGAGUGAAUACAAUGAGGUUUUAUUCUACAAACUAUUGGAAGCUUAUACGGAAAAAUGUUUACCGUACGUUUAUACACCAACUGUGGGACUUGCUUGCCAGAGAUACAGCUACAUUCACGAAUUUCCGCGCGGUCUAUAUAUUACUUUUAAAGACAAGGGACAUGUUUGUAAUGUAUUGCAAAACUGGCCGCAAUCAGAUGUACGUGUGAUUGUUGUCACCGAUGGUGGUCGUAUUUUGGGCUUAGGCGAUUUGGGGGCAAAUGGAAUGGGCAUACCCGUCGGCAAGAUUACGUUAUAUACGGCCUUCGGUAAAGUUCGUCCGCAUCAAUGUUUACCCAUUUGUUUGGAUGUGGGUUGCAAUACGGAUUCAGUCAGAGAGGAACCUUAUUAUAUGGGUUUGAAGCGUAAAAGACCACCAAUUGAUGAAUACGAUGAAUUUAUCGAUGAAUUUAUGCAAGCAGUAGUUAAACGUUUUGGCCAAAAUUGCUUAAUACAAUUUGAGGAUUUUGCUAAUAAUGAUGCUUUCCGCUUUUUGGAAAAAUACCGCCAUCAGUAUUGCAUGUUUAAUGAUGAUAUUCAGGGAACCGCUGCUGUCGGCCUGGCUGGAAUAAUUUCUGCAUUAAAAUGCAUUGGAACUGAUUUGAAAUCGCAAAGAAUUUUAUUUCAGGGCGCCGGAGAAGCUGCCAUUGGUUUAGCUCGCCUUUUGAUAAUUGCUUUCAGAAAGGCGGGCGUAAAACAAGACGAGGCGGUUAAAUGUAUCUUUUUGCGCGACAGCCAAGGCUUAGUUGUAACAGAGCGUUCGCUGGAUACUCUCAAUGGCAAUAAAUUGAUUUUCGCGAAAGAAAUGCCGCCUAUUUUUAAAUUGGAAGACUGCAUACGAGAAAUAAAACCAACUAUAUUGGUUGGAGCCUCUGCUCAGCCCGGCUCAUUUACUAAAGAAGCCCUUCGAUUGAUGACUUCAUAUAAUGCUGUGCCCAUAAUAUUUGCCCUAUCAAAUCCGACCGCAAAGUCGGAGUGUACAGCUUUUGAAGCAUAUACACACAGUAAAGGUAAAUGCUUAUUUGCUUCGGGUUCACCGUUUCCGCCAUUAGAGUUUGAAGGACGUACCCAUUAUACCAGUCAAGCAAACAAUGCCUACAUAUUUCCAGGUGUAGGUUUGGGCGUAACUGCAUGUUGCAUUCGACAUAUACCGCCUGAAAUAUUUUUAAUUGCUGCCCGCACUUUAGCCGACCUUUGCACGCCUGAGGAUUUGUUGCAAGGUCGUUUAUAUCCUCCUUUAAAUAAACUAUCUUGUUGCGCCUUCGAAAUCGCAAUUAGCGUUGUUACGUACGCUCACAUUAAGAAUUUAUCAACGGUAUUACCGAGGCCGACUAAUGUAAGAGCCUUUCUUAAGCAUCAGAUUUAUGAUGCGAAAUAUGAACCAGUCGUACCGCCUUGGUUGAAUCCAAAUGUAAAUCAAAAGGAAAAAGUACGAAACAACUGCAUCGAUUGCAUCGAUUGCCAAUAA